Molecule: messenger RNA, 3157 nt
Organism: Talpa occidentalis (Iberian mole)
Lineage: Eukaryota; Metazoa; Chordata; Mammalia; Eulipotyphla; Talpidae
Product: disintegrin and metalloproteinase domain-containing protein 25-like
Exons: 3
Coding region: 340-2505 (721 amino acids)
Biological process (GO): proteolysis; male gonad development
Cellular component (GO): sperm head plasma membrane; plasma membrane; external side of plasma membrane
Molecular function (GO): metalloendopeptidase activity
Source: RefSeq, a predicted model, not a curated record
UGUUUCUCUUUGUCAUGUGAGCACUCAAGAAAAAUUCUAUGCUCAUAAUUAUGGGCAGGUAAACUACCAUGAACACAACUAUAGUUACCAAGCAUCAUGGGAACCAUUAUUUGUUGUGCUGGGCAUGAGUUCCUGAGUUACUAACAAAAUAAUAUUAUGAGGAUACAUGUAGUCUAGCUAAAAUAAUCUCUGAGCCGCUGCCCUGGGGCUGUGACACUGCCAGAGGACAGGGGGUCAAGGCCAGCCCUGCACAGCCAUGCCAGAGGGAAGAGACACAUCAGUGAUGCUUCCUGCCCCACCCCCUGUUGCUCCCCAGUAGCCCCAUGUGCUGGCUCCACGAUGGCAGGGCAGGAGGCCCUGGUGCCAGUGAGGCUCUCUCUCCUACUCCUCUGGCUCAGGCUGUUUCUGUCCCACUGGGGGUGGGCUCGGAUGGGGCACGCCCAGCUCCACAGUCCCCCAGAAGUGGUGAUUCCCCGCAGAGUGACAGGCCCUGACAGAGUUGUGAAACCUCAGGACUGGCUCUCUUACAGCCUGCACUUUGGGGGACAGAGACACAUUGUCCACAUGAGAGUCCAGAAGCAUCUGCUGGCCAGACACCUGCCGGUGUUCAGCUACACUGACCAGGGUGCCCUCAUUGAGGACCAUCCAGUUGUCCAGAAUGACUGCUACUAUCAUGGCUAUGUGGUGGGGGACCCACAGUCCCUGGUGGUCCUCAGCACCUGUUUUGGUGGCCUUAGAGGAAUCUUACAGAUAAAUGACACCAUUUAUGAAAUCGAGCCCAAAGAACAUUCUACCACAUUUGAACAUUUGGUGUACAAGUUGGACAGUGAGGAGACAGGCCUGUCCAUGAGAUGUGGGUUAACAGAUGAAGAAAUAGCACGGCAGCUGAAGUUUCAGGAGGACAGUGACCCGACGUUGAUGCAGAGCGGGUAUGAAGGGUGGUGGACCCACCAGCGGGUUGUGGAGCUGGCAGUGGUAGUCGACCACAACCGGUACCUUCAUAAAAAGAGUAAUGUCUCCAAGGUGUACACAGAAGUGAGCCUUGUUAUCAAUUACUUACAUGGCUUUUAUAUACCACUGGAAGUUGAUAUAGUUUUAAUCGGCAUUGAGAUCUGGACAGAAUCAAACCCCCUUCCGAUAGAUCUUAUUGACCCUUUGUUGAAGGCAUUUUGCAAAUGGAAGAAAACAGGCUUUGAAGCCCGCUUGCCACAUGAUGUUGCACAUGUUUUUGUAAAGAAACAAUAUGGGAUAACUCUUGGAUUAGCAUAUGUAGCAUCAGUGUGUAGCACUAAAUAUAAUUGUGCAAUUCUUAGCGCUGUUUAUGACGACCUGUAUGAAUUUUCAUACAUUAUGGCACACGAGCUUGGUCAUAAUUUAGGAAUGAUGCAUGAUGAGCCACUGUGUGCAUGUGGGCAAGAACAUUGCAUUAUGUAUCCUCAGAAAGUGAAAUCAACUAAGUUUAGCAACUGCAGUUAUGCUGACUUUUGGAACUAUGUUGGCAAAACAACCUGCCUGAGGGUUCCUCCCGAGCAUGACAGAAGAUUCAGGCACAGUCUCUGUGGGAACAAGGUGGUGGAAGAAGGCGAAGAGUGUGACUGUGGCUCAGUGACGUCCUGUGAAGAUGAUCCCUGCUGUGAGUCAAACUGCACGCUGUCAAACGGGUCUGCUUGUGCCUUUGGGCUUUGUUGCAAAUUCUGCAAACUCAAGCCAUCGGGCACGUUGUGUAGAGAACGGGAAAACGAAUGUGACCUUCCAGAGUGGUGCAACGGGACAUCCUACCUCUGUCCAGAAGAUGUGUAUGUGCAGGACGGGGUUCCUUGCUCAGAGAGUGGCCACUGCUAUGAAAAGAGAUGCAACGACCGUGUGGAGCAGUGUAGGCAAAUUUUUGGCAAAGAGGCUAAGAAUGCAAAUCACAGAUGCUAUAGUGAAGUGAACACCCGAGGAGACCGUUUUGGUCACUGUGGGUGGAAAGGUCCUGCAUAUGUCAAAUGUGCAAUCGCAGACGUCCUGUGUGGGAGGGUUCAGUGUGAUGGUGUGAGAGAACUCCCCCUUCUGAGCGAUCACACUACAGUGCACUGGGCCCACUUCAAUGGGGUAACCUGCUGGGGUACAGACUACCAUUUUGGGAUGACCAUUCCUGACAUUGGGGAAGUGAAAGACGGAACAACGUGUGGUGUGGACCGUAUCUGCCUCCAUAGGAAAUGUGUCCCCGCGGCACUAUUGACUAGUCGCUGUUCAUGGGACACCUGCAACAGGAAUGGGAUCUGUAACAAUAAAGAUCACUGCCACUGUGACCCGGAGUGGAAACCUCCCUUCUGUCUGAGAAGAGGACAUGGAGGCAGUGUGGACAGUGGCCCACCCAUGCCACGAAAUGUAACUGAAGAGGAUAGUUAUGUAUACCUUUUCCUAUUAUGGGGAUUGCAAUUGUUACUAUUAUUAACAGUUGCCAUCGUUUUGAUUUGGAUGAGAUAUGUAAGGGACAGGCAAAGAACCAGAGAACAUUGAACAAAAUUUUCCAAAGUCACUUGAAAAGAGAACUGUUUUGACUUCACAUAUUGAAGAAUGCUAACGCACAUGGACACAGAUGAAAGCUAAUCUUUAGUGAUUCUAUAUAUUAAGCUUGAGACUCUUCGAAAUAGAAAUGUGUCAUUUAUUGACCAUGAUCUGAGAUUUUUUUUUUUUAUUUUCAGGUUCAUAAGCAUGAGCUGGUAAAUCAAGUGCAAAAGAUGCUAAUUCUGGCAUAUUUGUUCUUUCCCUUAUGGAAGCAAUCUGUGGUCCAAUUUUUUCAUGAAAUUAGUGUUUUGCUUCCCUUGGCCCAAGGCACAGCUCCUUGAAGUGUGUAUGUGUUUAAUUUGCUGGAUCUCAGUUUCAAAUAGACUUCCCCCUUGUUAUCUGCCAUGCCACACAGAGAAUGUCUGCUUCAAAAUGCAAUCCACUUUUGCUAACCAUCUCCCAUUUCUUUCUUUCAAUAUGAGAACUAGAGUGGGACCGGAGCCCUGGGGACCUCUUUCAGCACUGUCCUGCCAGUGUCUCCUAAACAACAUCUGCCUUGGCAUCUGCAUUAACUUUUUCUGCCCGAUAUCUACACACACACACAUAGGUACAUAUAUAGACACAGGUAUACACACACAGAUAUAUGUAAACACCUAAUCCUAUC